AGCAGGGAGCAGGGGAGGCUGCCUGCUGCUGCUGCUGGGAGGAUCCACCUUUUGGCGGGGCUUUGCGAGCAAAGGAGGGCCAGGAGCCCAGGCCAGGAGGGGUGAAAGUGAGGAGCCUUUGCGUGGAUUGGGAGCCAGCUGGAUUUGGUUGAUUCUCCUGCGAUUAUAAAGGACAAGCCCUAUGGAGACUGGUAUGGUGGAGUCUCCUCCUUUGGAGGCUUUUAAGCAGAGGCUGGAUGACUGUCUGUCAGCAGUGCUUUGCAGGAUGAGGUUGGAUUGGAUGGCCCUAGGGGGUCCCUUCCAACACUAGGAUUGUAUGAUCCCAGGUGCAACCCUAGCAGAACUAACUAGCAAAAGAACCAAGGCAAUCUUCCACUUUGAAGGUAAGGGAGAAGAGGCCAGAAAGUAGUCUGGAGGUAAGCCAAGCAGUCCAGGGCCAGGCUGGCUCAGAAGCAAAGGAGAAGACCUCAAAGGCACCAGCCCUCCUUGUGCCCACUUGUCAGAAGAGGAGCAGAAUGCCCCAGGCAUGGGCUUGAUUGGAACCCAGGACCCGAGCACAAUAGCCUGAGAGGUAGAUGUGGGGGAUCCCCACAGCCAUUCUGAAGCAGGACUUGGUCCAGGAUCCAUUGGAGAAAAGGAGGGAGGAUUAACAACUGUGGGCUGCAUGGGCUUCAGCUUGUGGGGAGAGGAGUGGAGUGACCUUAGUGGCUGCUGAAACUGCGAGGCAUCCUUGGCUGAAAAGGACUGGAUCCCACUUACCUGGCCAGGGUUCCUCUGUGUGGAGCUGCCAAGCUGGAAGACCACUCCAGGUAGAGCCAGAGACCGACGCCAGAGAUGACCCAGCCCAGUGAGGCCCAGACCCAUACCCCCACCACCAGUGUUCCCAUGGACAGUAAUGUGGUGGCCAUUAUCAUAGCUACCACAGUUUCUUCCUCUGUGUUCAUCGUGGCCAUCUUGGUGCUGCUGCUGCUUUUGUACCACCGAGACCCUCUGUGCUGCCAGUUUCUGUGUUCUUGCCGUUUCUUCCAGAGCCCAAGUCAAUAUGACUGUCCCCCUCCAUAUUUCAGCAGCAGCCAGCGACUGGUGGGGCCCCAGUCUGGAGUACAACACUUGGAGACAAGCACUGCUGAAAAUCAUGGCAUGCAGGGAGAUGAGCUAUUCUGUGUUGGACCCCCUAGCAGCUACCAGCUUCCUCCAUGGGAGCAACCACGCCUGCCAAGUUACGAGAGUGUGCGGAAGAAGGAUCGGCAACGAGAGAUCCACCAGAUGAUUGCUGAAAGAUUUGGCUUGUGGGCUGAGGUCUCUCAAGAGUUACCGCCUCCCUAUGAGCAAGCCCUGCAGUAUCCCGCAGCUUUAUCAGGAACUGAAGUGGGUACAGAGUUGUCAGCUGGGCACAGCUUGCCAGACAUGCUCCAAGCUUCACCUACUUACCCAACUCAAAGAAACACAUCGGUAUAGGAGACAUUAGUCUCCCUCAACCCAUCUCUUUGGCAGAGUUCGGGACACUGUUUGUAUAGUGCCAUCUGCCACACCCCUUUUCCUGGUGCCACUUUAGUUGAAACUCUUGUUCUAGAACUGCCACAAAGCCAGCCUUGUCUUUUCUUCUACUAUUACCACAGGAUUGAGAAUGAAAACUGGAAGCUCUCAUGUUCUGUUUGGACCUGAUCCUGAGGACAGUUGAACAAUGAAAACCAUGACUAGGGAGAGAUUUUUUAAAAAUGAUUAUUUUGAUUUUUCGAAGUAUCAGAGGCUGGAAGAAUAUCUAUCAGAAAGAGUCUAGAGAUACAGAGAAUAUCAUAGUGCAGCAAAGCUGGCUGGAAUCAUUAAACUCAGGGGAACAUCUUUGCCCUAGGAAUCCAUAAGCCACAUAGAAUCACUGCAGGAAUUUCUGUUGGGUAUCCUGCAGUCAACUACUGAAGAAAGCCACUAAGAUGGUCCCCUUUGCUACUUUAGAGAGACCCAGACUUCUUAGUCAAAGGGCUCUUUGAGUUUGUUUUUUAAUCCUCCCGUGGGAAUUGCCAAACUUUCAGAAUGUUAAACCUCACAGAAAGAAUGUUGUACUGGCUUUUUGGCUUCUUAAUAGCAAUCAACAGAACAGGAAUGGGUGCUUCAAGUGACCAAAUGACUACAUUGUGUAUUCUAGCCUACUGCGUCUAGCCCCAAGUCAUCCUUGGGAGAUGUUCUGGUGGGAUUUUGUCUUUUGUCUUCUUUUAACUGCUGGGCAGUUUUAUGAGGCCAAACAAGAUUAAUGGAUCAACAGAGGACAGGAUGUGGAAUUUAUAGAGCAACCUUCUCAAGAGUCCAAACAACUUAAGGUUUAGGGCCAAGCCAUAUCAGCCAUAUCAUGAUGUGCGGACUUGGAGUUUCCCCCAGGAGGGGAGUAAGGUAGUGAUAGUUAUCUUUCUUCACUCCCAUCGUUGUUUACUCUGCUUGAUUGUUUGUCAGUUGGAGCUCAGACAAUCUUGUUAAGCUUGAAUCUAAUUUUUGUUAUUUGGGUUUUUAUUUGUAUUUGGAAAAUAAGCUUUGAAAAUGUUCCUAAUGCCAUCACUUAAAGCAAUCUGAUCAGGAAACAAUUGCCACCUCCGGUCCAGUCCAGUGUUGUAAGUUCACAAAAUGGGUUUUUGUUCUGCCUUGUUUCUGCCUUUCUGCAGAAUUGGUAGAGCUCAGGAAUAGGUCUAAGAAGUUGUAUCUGGGAUUCAUCCUUCUGUGGCGAACAGAGAUGUCAUAUCAGAGGUUCAAUAAAUGAUGAAGCAGUUUGAAGACAUUCACCACCUGAACAGCAAGCUCCCCUUCCCUCUCCUGGACUAUUUGAUGUGGCUAUAAACCAUGGCUUUCUUUUAACCAGUGUCAGCUUGCAGCUUCAGGUAUUGCUCUGAAGAUUAGCUUUAACAAAGCUUUUACAGCAGUACCAACAAACUGCUUCACAGAGGCUAACAAGCAAAAUCAAGGAAUAGCUAUAGCUGGAGCGUGCACAUACCUGAGGCCUGCCUUGAAUAUGUUACAACAUAGUUGAGAGUCCUUUUGCCUAUGAGUGUUUUCACCUACAGCUCCCAUCAGCCCUACCAAGCAUGUCCAAUGGUGAGGGAUUAUGGGAGUUCUGGUUCAAAACAUCUACUUCCUCACAUCUUCCUUAAAAGAGACACAGCCAUGCUAGUCUGGAAUAUUCAUAUGCAAAGGGAUCCUGUACAACCUUUGAGACAAACAGCUAAAAAAAAGCUGUAGAAAGGCUUUCAUAGAAGUAGGCCUAGUCUAUGAAAGCUUAUGCUACAAUGUCUUUCACACAGGGCCAAAACAGAUGGCCCUGAAGGGGCAGCUUUAAGCCGCCCCUUCCGAAGAUGGAUUGGGGCUGUCGCAACCACAUGUUGCAGCCCCAAUCCACCUUGAAGGUGGCCAAAAAAAGGAGCUGCAAAGAUCCUCUCCUUUUUUGGCCAGCAAAAAGGUGUCUUCUGGGCCCACCAAAGUCCAAAGCUGGCUUCAUGAUGUUCCAGCAGCGUGUAAACGCUGCGUUGCCAGAGCGUCAUGAAGCUGCCCAUGAGUAAAUGGUGGCUUCCGAACAUGCAGCAUCAAAAUGCUGCCUGGACAGCAGCAUAAAAUGGCUGUCUGUUUGGCCCUGCAGUCAGUCUCAAAGAUGCUACAAGAUCCCUUUAUGUGCUUAGAGAAACAAAUACCCAAGUGCCCAGUAUCUAAAAUCCAAAAUGCAAGAACCUGAUUGCAGAUUCAGAAGGAAGAACUGGCUCAAACUAACUGAAGACACCAAAAGGUAAACAAGCAGGUGGUCUCAGUAAAGUGGAGGAUGUGAAUAAAUACACAAUACAAGAUAGCCGACCUCCCUCUAACACAGCCAGCUAGGACUUAUGGCAGCAAUGGAUAGGAAAUUGAUUAGUAAUAGCAUUGCCUCAAGUCUACAACCUUUCCUAUACCUCCAGCAGACCAUAGUGAAUAAAGUACACUAAGGCCCGUUACAGACGGGCUUAAAAGUACGCGCGGAGCCUAGUGUGUGCUGUGUGCGCACAAAAUGGCAGCGGCCGUUCCACAUGGCC
Molecule: messenger RNA, 4040 nt
Organism: Sceloporus undulatus (fence lizard)
Lineage: Eukaryota; Metazoa; Chordata; Lepidosauria; Squamata; Phrynosomatidae
Exons: 5
Coding region: 835-1458 (207 amino acids)
Source: RefSeq, a predicted model, not a curated record